AUUCUUUUUACCUGUCCUGUUGCAUUCCCAUUCCUUCCAUUUCUAGUCUUGUCAGUAUGUCAUAAGAAACAGAGAGUCAGUCGCCAGAGAGCAUAGCAAGCGGGCGCUUCGCGUUUGAUUAGCUUGAUUUUGUUCAAUCGAUUCAAUGUAUUUUUGUUCUGUGCUUCGUGUAUUAAUUCCUGUGUACCAUAAAUCUCGAAAAAAUGAUUGGGGAGUAGUCGGCUGCGAAAAAUUUUUGUGUUCGAUAUUUUUAAAAACCUAACCUCCCCUAAGUUGUUGCUGGAUAUUGUGAAGUUAUCCAUUGUCAAAAGUGUCAAAAAUCUCUUUGAAACUUUGGGAUUUUUUUCUUGAGUUUGUCUUUAUUGAAGAAUUACUUGAGUGAAUUUGUGAUUAUCGAAAAUGUCGAGGUUUACCAGAACCAGUGAUGGUCUUCUAAAGAUCGAAGAAUGUGAUAUGGUUAAAUUGGUCCACAAAAAGCCUAUCGUGGAGGUGUAUGAUGUCGAAAAAAUACCGCUUGGAAGAGGAAAAUACGCCACCGUAUGCAGGGCCGUACACAAAACCACUGGUGUUCAAUACGCUGCUAAAUUCGUCAAAAAGCGAAGAAGAAAUCUUGACCAAAUGAAGGAAAUAAUACACGAAAUAGCUGUUCUAGAGGAGUGUGCAUCCAGUGAUAGAGUUAUUCGACUACAUGAGGUGUACGAGUCGACGACCGAGAUGGUCUUGGUGUUAGAGCUGGCCGCUGGCGGUGAACUCCAGCACAUCUUGGACGGAGACAACUGCUUCGAGGAGCUGGAGGCCCGGAAGGUGAUGCGUCAGAUUUUGGAGGGCGUAGCGUACCUGCACAGUCGGAACAUAGCACAUCUCGACCUAAAACCACAGAACAUAUUGCUGGCGACCGAGGACUCUUGCGACGACAUUAAACUCUGUGAUUUCGGCAUAUCGAAGGUGCUAGAGCCUGGCGUCAAAGUACGGGAAAUAUUAGGUACUUUAGACUAUGUAGCACCAGAAGUACUUAGUUAUGAACCAAUCAGCCUAGCGACCGACAUUUGGUCGAUAGGAGUUUUAACCUACGUGCUUCUGUCAGGAUUCAGCCCCUUCGGAGCCGACAACAAACAACAGACUCUCCUAAACAUAUCCCAGUGUGCCUUAACCUUCGAGCCUGAACACUUUUCUGACGUUUCUAGUGCCGCCAUAGAUUUUAUCAAAAGUGGACUCAUACUAGACCCUAGAAAACGACCGACUAUUCAAGAAUUGCUUGAUCACCCUUGGAUAUCCCUCAAGUCAAAUAUAUCUUCCCUGAUAGUAAAAUCAACGUCGGACAGUAUUCAAGUGACCCCCCGUUCGACCCCGAUCAGCCAACGAAAGAGCUUGAGCCACGUUAACUUGUCGGCUCCCAGCACAACUCCCAUAAGCCAACGGAAAACCUACCUUCAAACAUCGGACAAUAUAAAUGGGCCGUUUGAAGGCUCGCCAAGAAGUGCCUACCAAGUUCCCAACAACUGCCUUUGCUCCCAAUGUGGCACCACGUGCAGACAUUUGACCCACACACCACACGUAUCGAAAACUGCAAUCACAGUCGAUCGGGGAAUUUUGUGCUAGCUCGGACCACUUGAAGAGCACAAUCUUUUCGAAAUGUAUUAUUGGCCUGAGGAUGAUUGUAGAAUAUCUAAAAAAAGCAAUGAAAAAAUCCAAAAAAAAAAUUAAGUUAAUUGAAUUGAUUCCAUCGAAAUCUGUUUCAAGUGUUUCACACAUCAACCAAUAGAUCAAAUAUUUUGUGUGUAUCAAAUUUUUCUUUACAAAAGAAAUUGUUCGUAUCGGCAUGAGGAUCUUGUUGAAAUGUUAUUUUGUUAGUUGCAUGUUUGUAAAAAUAAUUUAUAAAAAAAAAAAAUGGUGAAUAUUCUUCGAUAUUUCCUCUGACCAAUUUUACCACAUCUGUUAUGUUCUUAUGCAUUUGAGAGAACUUCAUUACUCAGUUUUGUACCUUAUGAUUCCAAAAUCUCAAAUGUUGAACAUUUUGAGUAAUUGUAAAAUAAAUAGUUUUAUGAAGUAUUUUGGUAAUUUAUGUUUUUGCUUUAAUGUUUCGGUUAGUGAGUUAAAUAAAGUAUUCUAUUUUGUUGUGAA
Molecule: messenger RNA, 2121 nt
Organism: Harmonia axyridis
Lineage: Eukaryota; Metazoa; Arthropoda; Insecta; Coleoptera; Coccinellidae
Gene: Drak
Product: death-associated protein kinase related
Exons: 5
Coding region: 400-1599 (399 amino acids)
Biological process (GO): intracellular signal transduction; protein phosphorylation; positive regulation of apoptotic process
Cellular component (GO): nucleus
Molecular function (GO): protein serine/threonine kinase activity; ATP binding
Source: RefSeq, a predicted model, not a curated record